UCUCAUGUCCUCAGGUGAAGGAGAUGGUAAUAAAAAAAAUCAGUUUUUUAUAUUGACUGAAUCCUACAUUUCUUAUCUUCCCACCUCUUUUCCUCCCUUCCUCUGUUAGCCACUCUCUUCCACUCAGAUCUCUUCGUCUCAGCACAUUCCUCAUAAAUCUCAUCCCCUUCAUAUCAUCUUCCCCAUCUUCCAAAUCAUCAAAUUCUUCCACUCUUAAGAUCCUCUUUCUCCAAUGGCUCCAGAAACUCCAUUAGAGUCCUCAGAGUCCAGCUUUCCUGUACUGACUGUCUCCAUUAUAGGAAUUCUUGCUACUUCCAUUAUCCUCCUUAGCUACUAUCUCUUUGUAACAAAGUGCUGCUUGAAUUUGCAGCACUUCAGAAUCAUCUCCUCCAUCUCUAGCUCCCAUCUUCGCCGCCGCGGCCGUGAGGACAUCUUGGCUUCUCACUCCUCAAUCCUCGACGUCAAUGGGCUCCAAGAGUGCGAAAUUCAGUCGAUACCGAACUUUCGAUAUAAAAGAAGUAGAUUUCAGUGCUCCUUUUAUGAAUGUUCAGUCUGUCUGAAUGAGUUCCGAGAAGAAGAAAGGAUAAGAAUGCUUCCCAAUUGCUUUCAUGUGUUCCACAUAGACUGCAUUGAUACAUGGCUUCAGACGCAUAAGAACUGCCCCAUUUGCAGGUCAGAAAUCAAAACCACAUCUCCGACGCUCACAAAUGAGAUCAAAAAGGGAACUUUUAGUCAGAAUUCUGCUGAAGGUGAGAACUUGGCUGCAGAGGCGAGGAGAAGAGAGCUGAGGUUUGAGGCGAGGGAUGAGAGGAAGAGGACGACUCACGUGUCGAGUAUGGGAGAUGAAUGUAUUGACAUGAGAGGAGAAAGGGGGGAGUUUGGAGUUCAGCCGAUGAGAAGAUCUUUCUCCUUGGAUUCUUCCAAGGAUAGGCUGCUCUGUAUUGCGGUUCAGGAGAUUCUGCAAAAUGGCAGAGAUUUGCAAGAUUUGAGAAAUGGUGAGGGAAGCAGCAAUGGCAGUUCUGGUAAGGUUAGAAGAUCUUUCUUUCCAUUCAGCCAUUCCAGAAGCUCUAAGAGCGCAGUACUUCCUGUCCAGAAUUAGUUUGUUUUUUUCA
This is a messenger RNA of Phalaenopsis equestris, 1112 nucleotides long. Its product is annotated as RING-H2 finger protein ATL16-like. Lineage: Eukaryota; Viridiplantae; Streptophyta; Magnoliopsida; Asparagales; Orchidaceae. The record is from RefSeq and is a predicted model, not a curated record. The transcript has a single exon. Gene Ontology annotation, molecular function: transferase activity. Gene Ontology annotation, biological process: protein ubiquitination. Bases 233 to 1099 code for a protein of 288 amino acids.